AUGCCGGUAACGAUGCUAGUACAGCCGUUCAACACGCCGCGCGUGACGCUGCGCGUCAGCGGCACAAAGAUUGUCGAAGAAAAUGAUAAAGAGAUAUACUCCUCAAGGGGGGCUGGCAUGAACGGCAUGCUGAACAUGGAGCACUUCAUCACCGGCUACACCGGCCACGAGCAUGAGCACCGAGCGACCAUGACGGAGGUCCUCGGCAAGGAGAAUGCCGACUCCUUCUUUACCUGUCUCAUCCACCACUUCUUCACAGAGUAUAACGCCGUGCUGUACGCCUCACUGGGCCCCAAUUGUGUGUGGGUUCCUUUCAACUACCGCCAUUUCAUGGACAUCGACAAUACCAGCGUGAUCAAGAAGUCUGGCUAUGAGCCCCUCGACCGCAUCGUCCAUAUCUACGCCAAGCAGAACAUCUACGCCAUCCUUGACCUACACGUCAUACUCGACAGCAGGAACCAGGGCUGGAACUGCAACUCAGACAUUAGCAGGGAAGCGCUUGCCUGCCACUACGUCGGCAACAAGGUCGUCGCCAGAUACAACCCGCUUAAUGAGCCAGCGGACCCUGAGAAUAUUCGCCUAAUUGCCUGGCUCCAGCACAGCCUCCUGCGCAAGGAAGAGUUCAUGCAAAAGGCUGGCGUGCCUGUCUCGAACAGCAAACAAGGCUUAAUUUACCGGGAUUCAAGGACAGACCUGAACGCGGCGGCAACCAACGAGAAGCGCUUCGCCCUUCUCAAGGAGCAGCUAGCUAUCUACUGCGAGAUUGGCGGUGGUGGCGGCAGCGGUGGCAUCUCGUGGAGCAUUUGGCUGUACAAUGACAUCGGCUACCAGGGCAUGGUCUACCUGGACCUGGAGAUCGCCUGCAUACGGCUGGUCCGGCCGUUCGUUGAGAAGCAGCGGCGCCGACGGCGCCUUGUGCGUGCCCUUCAACGCGGAGCUCAAGGGAGCGGUGCCGGAGUACCUGCGGGGGAGCAGGGAUUUGUGUUCCUCGGGGCUGGUGUGUAG
This is a messenger RNA of Colletotrichum graminicola M1.001, 1005 nucleotides long. RefSeq names its product glucan 1,3-beta-glucosidase. Gene Ontology annotation, molecular function: beta-glucosidase activity. The transcript has 3 exons. Lineage: Eukaryota; Fungi; Ascomycota; Sordariomycetes; Glomerellales; Glomerellaceae. Gene Ontology annotation, cellular component: extracellular region; cell surface. Gene Ontology annotation, biological process: glucan catabolic process. The record is from RefSeq and is a predicted model, not a curated record. The coding region runs from base 1 to 1005 and encodes 334 amino acids.